UAAAUCAGUUAAAACGCGAAUGUGUAACCAAGCUAGUAAGAUGCUAACGUUAGUGUAUUAAACAUUAAAUUGUCCUCAACCGGUCAAAGAGGACGUAACGACUCACGAGGAACUUCCGGUAUUACUCGUAGACCGUAAAUAAGAAGACAUUACUGGAAGCUAACAGCUAGCUUAACAAGCCAACAAAUCUGAUUGUUUUCAGCUAGCCGGCUAAGCUAGCUGGUUGCUAGCAUGCUAACGUCUGUUUCAGUGAUGGAAAUGGAGGAAAAUCUAGAUCCUCGUGAAGUCGAGCGAGCCAAAGCCUUCUGGUCCGAGGAGGACGUGGACCAGGUCUUCAGUGGUGUGUUUGAGUACCUGGACCACCUGAAGAAGGUCCUGAAGAAGAACACAGCGACAGACAAAGAGUACGUUCAGGGUCUGAAGCUUCUGGAGAGUCUCAACGGUCCUCCAGUCUCCUCUCAGGACUCCUCUGUGGUCCAGGUGGUCAUCGGCUCAGAUGAGCUGUUCCCGGCUGACUCCUCCCCCUCUAACGGGACGUCCAGCUCAGCAGCUCCCCCUUCAGGCCGAGAGGAGCUACUGCCUCCUCUGACUCCAGUCCAGCUGCAGUACGAGCCUCACUCCUGCUGCAAGGCCUGCCUGCCCUCUUUACCCAGCAUGCCUCAGUGCACCCCUGCGUUCUGGGGUCAGAACCCCCUGAAGGUUCCGCUGCUCUGCGGCUUUAAGAGGCUGAGCGCAGUGCCGCUGAUGAUGUCACUGAGAGGAGGCGAGGACGAGGAGGGGGCGGAGCCUAACGAGCCGGAGGACGAGGAGGACUGGGACGUCCUGUACAAGGCCCCGUGUGGACAGAGUCUCCGGAACCAUGAGGACGUGAUGCGCUUCCUGUUGGCCACCGAGAGCUACGACGUCCUGCAGGUGGACUUCUUCACCUUUAAUGCCUCGGUUCAGUUGGACCCGCCCCCUCAGGCGGGUCCCCGGUGCCCAGAGAUGGACCUGAGCCGGGGGUUAGAGCCCACGCCGGUGCAGCUCUGUGUCGGUGACGGCGGCGCUCGACCCGCCGAGUUCCGCUACCGGAAGGACCGCUGGCCGCACGGCUGCUUCUUGACCCGCGGCCCGGCGCUGUUCCACGUCUGCUGCGACUGUACCGAUGGCUGCGCCGACGUCCGGCGCUGUGCCUGCGCCGCCGUGACCGGAGGAGGGCAGCGCUACGACCACCAUAGGCUGCCGGACCCGGUUCCCUCAGGCGUGUACGAGUGCGGCCCGUGGUGCGGCUGCGUCCGGACCCGCUGUCAGAACCGGCUGGUCCAGAGAGGGAUCCGAGUCCGCCUCCAGGUCUUCCAGACCGACGGCCGAGGCUGGGGGGUCCGAUGCCGCGACGACCUGGACCGCGGCACGUUCGUGUGCGUUUACGCAGGUGUCACCCUACAGAGGAGUCAGAGUCCUGCCGAGCCGUCGCCCCCGAAGCUGACGAGGUCUGACCUCCCGUCUGACGACGAAGUGGAGGUGGUCACCGAGUGGCUGCCCCCCCCGGUGCUGGAGGGGCGGAGCACCGUGCUGGAGCCCCCCCGACCCACGUCACCCACCCCCCACGUCCCCGUGAUCCAGAGACCCAAUGACGCCGCUACACCACAGGACCGAGACCAGACCGUUCUGGUCGGCGCUCCGGAGCCUCCGUCUCCUCCUCCAGAUGAGUCAGGUGACCUGUCUCCUCCUCCGGAGAAGGAGGUCUCCGUGAACGGCGUGGAGACGAGGAGGAACCUGAAGAGAGCGAAGGAGACGGUGAAGGACGUCUACUUCCUGGACGCCAGCAAGGAGGGAAACGUGAGCCGCUUUCUCAACCUGUCAGCCCAACCUGUUCGUCCAGAAUGUCUUCACCGACUCUCACGACCCCGGCUUCCCCGUCGUGGCCUUCUUCACCAGCAGGUGAGGAAGAGGAGGAUGGUUGUUGUUGGUGGUGGUGGUGGUCAUAAACAUUGUCUCUCUCUCAGGGUGGUGAAGGCCGGCACUGAGCUCACGUGGAACUACUCCGCCGACUCUCAGAGUAAACAGGAAGUGCCCUGUCUCUGCAGUAGCAGCGGUUGCCAGGGAAGGUUCACCAUCGAGAAUCAGCUGUGUGAGGUGUGUGAGGUCAGAGGUCAAGGUGACACACAGUAACCACCCCCCCACCAGGUCACUUCUGUACGCUUUUUAUGUUUUUCUUAAUAAAUCUAAAUUUAUAAAAAUCCGUUUCGCUGUUUUAUUUUUAAAGGCUGUCAUACUGUGUUUGUAGUUUCAUUUCAGAGUUAGAAUUUGUGAGACUUUUAUUUUGUAAAAUGUGUUUCAAGUAUGAAUGUCCAUCUCUAAAGCUUUUUUAUUUGGAAACUCCAUUGCAGGAAGUGUGGGAGGAUUCUCUGUUUUUUAACUGCCACUAAAUCUUUUAUUUUGAAACUUCUAACUUCAUUUGUAACCUGUCACUUUAGAUUCUAGGAUUUAUUAUUUUC
This is a messenger RNA of Anarrhichthys ocellatus (wolf-eel), 2477 nucleotides long. It is a transcript of the gene setdb2, whose product is annotated as SET domain bifurcated histone lysine methyltransferase 2. Gene Ontology annotation, cellular component: nucleus. The coding region runs from base 232 to 2151 and encodes 639 amino acids. NCBI's taxonomy places the organism in Eukaryota, Metazoa, Chordata, Actinopteri, Perciformes, Anarhichadidae. The record is from RefSeq and is a predicted model, not a curated record. Gene Ontology annotation, molecular function: zinc ion binding; histone H3K9 methyltransferase activity; protein binding. The transcript has 10 exons. Gene Ontology annotation, biological process: heterochromatin organization; negative regulation of gene expression.